CAAAUACCUGUGUUGAUGACCAUGCAGGAAAAAUAUCCAAGUGAGAGAAACUCUCAUGCUACUUCACCUGGUUCCAGUGUGAUUCAGAAAAGCAGUACUCUUGGUUGUGAAUGGCAGACCCCAGUUAUCUCGGAGGCCUUUCGGAGCCGCUUCAGCCGCUGCUCAAGUGUUACUGACAGUGGGGACACAGCCAUUGGCACAUCGUGCUCAGACAUGGCUGAGGAUUUUUGCAGCUCAAAUAGCAGUCCUUCUUUCCAGCCCAUCAAAAGCCACAUAACCAUUCCAACAGCCCAUGUGAUGCCUUCUACUUUGGGGACCUCUCCUGCCAAGCCGAAUUCUACACCUCCCGGACCCUCUUCCUCCAAAAUCCCUUUGUCAGGGUUGACUGAAAGUGUGGGGAUGACAAGAAAUGGAGACCUCGGUGCAAUGAAGCGUUCUCCGGGCCUAUCUAGAGAUUUCAUGUAUCUUUGUGGUGCUGCUGGAGAAAAUGGAAUUGAGCAGUCUUGGUUUCCAGCAGUGGGCCAUGAAAGAGAAGAAGAGAUGAGGAAGUUUGAUAUUCCCAGUGUGGAGUCUACCCUCAAUCAGUCGACAAUGAUGGACACACUUUAUUCAGAUCCUCGCUACAGAGUACACUUCCACAACCUAAGAACCGACCCGAACAAGGAGUUAUACAAAGUGUUGCCUGAGACCAAGAAGGCACCAGGCAGUGGAGUGGGAUGUGAGCGGAAUGGACUACACCCUAGCAGCAGUGGGUUGCUUCCUUUGGGACUCCAGCCUGCUCCUGGGCUCUCCAAGCCUCUGCCCUCUCAGGUGUGGCAGCCAAAUUCUGACCCUUGGCAUCCCCCAGAGCGAUCUUGUGAGCUGAGCACUUGUCGGCAGCAUCUGGAGUUGAUUCGUUUACAGAUGGAGCAAAUGCAGCUUCAGAAUGGAGCCACCUUCCACCAUCCCACUUCUUUUGCUCCCUCACUGCCCAUGUUAGAACCAGCACAGUGGAUCAGCAUCUUAAACAGUAAUGAACACCUUCUGAAGGAAAAGGAACUCCUCAUUGACAAGCAGAGGAAACACAUAUCUCAGCUGGAGCAGAAAGUUCGAGAGAGUGAACUACAAGUCCACAGUGCUCUUUUGGGCCGCCCUGCCCCCUUUGGAGAUGUCUGUUUGCUGAGGCUACAGGAAUUGCAGCGAGAGAACACUUUCUUACGUGCACAAUUUGCACAGAAGACAGAAGCCUUGAACAAAGAAAAGAUCGAGCUUGAAAGGAAACUCUCUGCUUCAGAAGUUGAAGUCCAGCUCAUCAGAGAGUCACUCAAAGUGGCGUUGCAGAAACAUUCAGAGGAGGGGAAGAAACAGGAAGAAAGGGUCAAGGGUCGUGAUAAACAUAUCAAUAAUUUGAAAAAGAAAUGUCAGAAGGAAUCAGAGCAGAACCGGGAGAAACAGCAGCGUAUUGAGACCUUGGAGCGCUACCUGGCUGAUCUGCCCACACUGGAAGACCAUCAGAAGCAGAGCCAGCAGCUUAAGGAUUCUGAGUUGAAGAGUACAGAGCUACAGGAGAGAGUGACUGAGCUGGAGAGUUUGCUGGAGGAAACCCAGGCAACCUGCAGAGAGAAAGAGGUUCAAUUGGAAAGUCUGAGACAGAGAGAAGCAGAAUUCUCCUCCACUGGACAUAGCCUUCAAGAUAAGCAGUGUGUAGAGGCCAGUGGAGAAGUUGCAGCCCACCAGGAAGAAGGUCUAAAAGUGGAAAUGGAAUCCUGGCAGAAGGAAUGUGAUUCCCUCCGAAAGAUUGUAGAGAAGCAACAGCAGAAGAUGGAUCAGUUGCAUUCACAAGUACAGAGCCUAGAGCAGCAAGUGGCUCAGGAAGAAGGAACAAGCCAAGCCCUGAGAGAGGAGGCCCAGCAGAGGGAGACAGCCUUGCAGCAACUUCGCACAGCUGUGAAAGAGCUUUCAGCACAGAACCAGGACCUGAUUGAAAAGAAUCUGACGCUCCAAGAACACCUGCGCCAAGCUCAACCAGGGUCCCCAUCUUCACCAGACACGGCUCAGCUGGCAUUUGAGCUGCAUCAGGAGUUGGCCUGUUGUCUUCAAGAUCUGCAAGCUGUUUGCAGCAUUGUGACCCAGAGGGCCCAGGGCCAUGACCCCAAUCUCUCCCUGCUCCUGGGCAUUCACUCUGCACAGCACCCAGGGACUCCACUAGAUUUACAGAAGCCGGAUGUGAUCAGGAGGAAACUAGAAGAGGUUCGACAGCUACGCCAUGACAUUGAGGAUUUAAGGACCACCAUGUCCGAUAGAUAUGCCCAGGACAUGGGAGAAAACUGUGUCACACAGUGAGGAUUGCUGGGUGUG
Molossus molossus (Pallas's mastiff bat) is the source of this 2337-nucleotide messenger RNA. It is a transcript of the gene CEP85, whose product is annotated as centrosomal protein 85. The record is from RefSeq and is a predicted model, not a curated record. The transcript has 13 exons. Bases 16 to 2322 code for a protein of 768 amino acids. NCBI's taxonomy places the organism in Eukaryota, Metazoa, Chordata, Mammalia, Chiroptera, Molossidae. Gene Ontology annotation, cellular component: centrosome.